Molecule: messenger RNA, 509 nt
Organism: Dendronephthya gigantea
Lineage: Eukaryota; Metazoa; Cnidaria; Anthozoa; Malacalcyonacea; Nephtheidae
Exons: 4
Coding region: 98-487 (129 amino acids)
Source: RefSeq, a predicted model, not a curated record
UACGUAUAUUCGAGGAUCUGCCUUGGUUGUGGUUACUGCUGCACACCUCACUCGCUGAACAAGGUUGUCGAGUUGCAAGUGAAAUCAAACAGAAAACAUGGCAGGGCUUAAAGAAGAGAUCAGUUCCACACAUAAUAAAAUCAUUGAACUUCUUGGUCAGGGAAAGAAUAAGGAAGCGCUUGAAUACUACACAGACGAUUGUGUAAUCAUGCCUCCUGGAAAAGAGACAGUCCGGGGAAAAGACGCUUUUCUGAAGUUCAUAGAAGCUUCAGCAGAGUUGCAAAGCAAGGUUGGCAAGAGCGAGUGUGUUGAAGAAGUAGUGUUUGGUGAGGGAGAUUUAGUCACAUCACGAAGUAAAGGCACAGUUUAUGGCAAGGAUGACUCCGUGAUUUUCACGGAAAAAGCGUUGACAGUGUGGAAAAAGGUCAACGGCAAGUACUUGGUACAUAAUGUCGUUUGGAACAUGGAUAAACCAUUCACUUUUUGAAAAAUAUGAACCACAAAUCUGU